GGAAAUCGCAAAACAAUAUGGCUGCGCCCAUAACAUAAAUAAAUAAUAUACUUCCCUAUGAAAUACCAUUAAUUUGAAGAGUCACUUCUGGCAUGUACCUUCGGAGGGACGGGUUCUAGUAGUGCUGUUCAGGAGCCUGUUUAAAGCCCUCAACAACACUGUCUUCCCAUAAACUGUGGUUCCAAUAAACAAGUGUUUCCCUCAAAAAAGAAUGUUUAUACUGGUAAACUCAUGGACAAUCUGCUGAUGUGAAGAAUUCAGAAAUCAACAUGACGGCUUACAAGUUCACCUCCCAACGUCAGCUGCGAGAUGUGCUGAACAAUGUGGAGCGUGUACAGAAAGCCAACAUUGAUGAAUACUCUUGGGGUCACCUGAAUGAGAAAAAACUUUAUAAAGCACCUUACAAUGACACACAUGGCAGGUUUUGGAAGUCAUCAAAAAAGAAGAAAUCAUCAGUGAAAGACAAAGAUCUUAUUCCUGGACUUAAGACAAUUUCUUCAAAACAUAAAAGUGAUAAUGGGUCAAAGAUGAAGGAGGUUUUGUAUGACUUCAGUAUUGGGACAAUGGGAGGUGUUCCCUUCCCCUCUCCUGUUAAAUCAACCACACUGCCUAAAAAGGAGAAAGUAGAGGAAUUCAGGAAAGAAACAACUGACAUGAGUAGAGUAACAGAGGAAAGCAGAGUGAGCAGGAGUUUCCGCAAGGACACAGCUUCAGCUAAGUCUCUGUAUUCUGAGCUGGAUGAUGGGAUUCUUGUGGAGCAAAUGCCAAACCAGGAAAUGAUGGUCACCCCACCAAGACAGAUACAGAACCAAUACCUGCCUAGGAAAAUGAAUCCUAGUGAUCCUAAUUAUGAUGUCAUGCAGGACUUGACACAGACGCUAGAUAUUGAUGGUUAUUUAACAGCCAAGCAUACAUUUUUGCCAUCAUUUACUACAGGAAUUACAAAGACUGAUCAGUUUAAUAAGCUUAAAGAAUUUGAGACUGUUGUACUGCGAAAACAAGACACGCGUGAACAGAAGGUGCUGUCUGGAAUGAAGGCUGUGCAGCAUCUGGAGAAAAGACUAGAAGAGGACCUUGAGAUGAUGAACUUGGGUGGUGUCGGCCCAAACUUCCACAAGCUGCAGGUGUACAGUAACAGUUUUGAGGAUCUCAUAGAGGAAACAAGCACCUUUGGAUACAUGCUCAAAUGUAUCAAGUCAGAGUAUGAUGGGUACAUCACAAAACUGCUUGACAGUCAGACACCGCAACACAGUCGCCUGCUCCGGGACCAGGUGGAACAAAUGUCGGCGCGUGGUACAUCACGGCCAGCAGAGCUUGCUGAGGCCAAACAGCGUGUGGCCACGCUGGAGGAGGCUGCCACAGAGGGUAUAGAGGAAAAUGAGAGGUUACGUGCACAAGUCGCUGAGGAGGAGGAGUGGCUAGCCAAUGCCCCUGAGCCAGAGCCCCCAUCUAUCCCGAUUAUCAGUCACUUUGUGGAUGACACUCCUGUGGAACUUGCCGAUGAGAUUGAACAUGGCAAGGCGCUCAUUCUUGAGAAAUUGGACGCUCUAACAGAGCUGAGGAGAAAACUUCGCCUUGAAUACGUGCCUCUGACCGUCUGUACACAUCUGGAGCAGUGUAUCAAGGAGACUCAGAUCGAGGUACAGAAGCUGUUGAAGCAGAAUGAGUAUUUUGAGCGAAGUAACAACGAGAUGGAGACCGAACUGCGUGACUCCAUCCAGGAUGCAGACACCAGUGAACGGGAUGCAAGGCGUAUUUGGAAGAAGGUGAACUCACUGAAGGGCCUGCCACGUGUAAACCUGUCCCGGAACGAGGGUGCAGUGGAUGACAGUGAUGACGAGGAAGAUGAUGAGACCAAGUGGAACUGGUACAUCUCCUAGGCAAACAUCACUGUAGUUACCGUUGUUUUCUUGUGCAUCAAUAAUAUAUUAUCAAAAAGGGUUAUUUGCCUUGAUAAUAAAUAUGGUAUGAGAUGUCAGUUCCUUGUGUUUGAAGCUUAUGCCAGUUACCCUGCAAUAUAAUUGUUAAUGGGUGAAGUGUCAAGAGUGAAAUAUAAUUGAUGUGUGAAUACCUUUAACUUUGUUAUUAUUAUCUCGCGUUGCUACAGAGAGAUAACUUUUAUAUGGUUUUGUUACAUUUUGAUGUUUGCAUACUGUGUUUUUUAUUUAGCAAAUAACAUCUGCAUUCACUAUUGUAAAGUGAGAGCACAUUUUUAAAUGUCAGAUUUAAAAAUUGUCAACUCCUACAUUGUGUAUUAAUGUUUGGUAACACAUACACUUUACAUGAAGGAGCUUCUGUGUUAUGAUGUUUCUGUGAUAUAUUCAUUUGUAUUUGUUCACAUUGUUUUGAAUUACAGAGGAAGUAAAUAUGCUAGAAUGAA
Mya arenaria is the source of this 2380-nucleotide messenger RNA. RefSeq lists its product as uncharacterized. The transcript has 9 exons. The coding region runs from base 270 to 1880 and encodes 536 amino acids. The record is from RefSeq and is a predicted model, not a curated record. Lineage: Eukaryota; Metazoa; Mollusca; Bivalvia; Myida; Myidae.